This is a messenger RNA of Cucumis sativus (cucumber), 798 nucleotides long. RefSeq lists its product as uncharacterized. The record is from RefSeq and is a predicted model, not a curated record. The transcript has a single exon. NCBI's taxonomy places the organism in Eukaryota, Viridiplantae, Streptophyta, Magnoliopsida, Cucurbitales, Cucurbitaceae. Bases 46 to 798 code for a protein of 250 amino acids.
CCUCCUUAUUUUGAUGGUUCAAAUUAUGCAUAUUGGAAAGCUAGAAUGAAAAUUUAUUUGCAAUCUAUUGACUAUAAUUUGUGGUUAAUUGUUGCUAAAGGUCCUUAUGUACCCAUGAAAAAUGUUGAUAAUGUUGAUACGCCUAAAUUAGAAGAAGAGUAUGAUGAAAAUGAAAUGAAAAAGUGUUCAUUUAAUGCUAAGGCUAUUAAUUGUUUGUAUUGUGCCUUGAGUAAAGAUGAAUUUAAUAGAAUAUCCAUGUGUUCUUCCGCUCAAGAAAUUUGGAAUACUCUUGAAAUUACUCAUGAAGGAACAAAUCAAGUUAAAGAGUCUAAAAUUAGCAUGUUUGUUCAUAAUUAUGAAUUGUUUAAGAUGGAUGCUAAUGAGACUAUCACCGAUAUGUUUACUAGAUUUACUAACAUCAUAAAUGCUUUGAAGGGUCUUGGUAAAGUUUAUACAACUUCCGAAAAUGUUAGAAAAAUUCUAAGGUCUCUACCUAAGACUUGGGAAGCUAAGGUAACGGCGAUUCAAGAAGCAAAGGAUCUCACCAAACUUCCACUAGAGGAGCUUAUUGGCUCACUCAUGACUCAUGAGAUCAUCAUGAAGGAGCACUUGGAGGAUGAGUCCAAAAAGAAGAAGAGCAUUGCAUUAAAGACUAUCUCCUUGGAAGUUGAUCCCGAAGACGAGGAUGGCCUUGAUGAAGAUGACAUUGCUUAUUUCUCACGUAAGUACAAAAAUUUCAUAAAAAGAAAAAAAAUAUUUCAAGAAACACCUAUCAACCCAAAAAGAGUCAAAAGGUGA